Messenger RNA from Dictyostelium purpureum, 795 nucleotides. RefSeq lists its product as uncharacterized. The record is from RefSeq and is a predicted model, not a curated record. NCBI's taxonomy places the organism in Eukaryota, Evosea, Eumycetozoa, Dictyosteliales, Dictyosteliaceae. The transcript has 2 exons. The annotation marks the transcript as partial. Gene Ontology annotation, molecular function: 2-methoxy-6-polyprenyl-1,4-benzoquinol methyltransferase activity. Gene Ontology annotation, biological process: ubiquinone biosynthetic process.
AAUAAUAAUAAUAAUAAUAAUAGUAAUAAUAAUACUUUAAGAAAUGAAGAAAUAUCAUUUUUUAAUACAUUAUCAAAAGAUUGGUGGAAUCCAGAGGGAACAAUGAAGCCAUUGCAUAGAAUGAAUCCAUUUAGAGUUAAAUAUAUCAUUGAUAGAUUAAAAAAUUCAAAUGAAAUCGUAAAGAACAAUUCAAUUCAAGAACCAUUAAAAGGAUUAAAUGUAAUCGAUGUUGGUUGUGGUGCUGGUUUAUUAUGCGAGUCUUUAAGCAGAUUGGGUGCUGACACUGUCAUUGGUUUGGAUGCUGCUGGCAAUAGUGUUAAAAUGGCUAUUUCCCAUGCCUCAUUAGAUUCAAAACUUGAUGAAAAUUUGAACAACAAUAAAUUAAAAUAUAUAGAAUCAACAAUUGAAAACUUUUUAAAUUUGGAAGAAUCAAAAAAUGGUUUUGAUUUGGUUUGUUCGUUGGAGGUUAUAGAGCAUGUAGAUAAUCCAAAACAAUUUGUAGAGCUAUUAACCAAAGUAUUAAAACCAGGAGGCAGUAUUUUCAUUUCAACAAUAAACAAGACAAAUCUUUCAUAUCUUACAACUAUUUUAGGUGCUGAAUAUCUUUUAAAACUAGUACCAGUUGGAACCCAUCAUUGGGAGCAAUAUGUAACUCCAAAUGAAUUAACUCAACAACUCUCAUUCAACAAUUGUGAAAUAGUUGAUGUUCAAGGUUUAUUUUAUAAUCCAAUUUCUUUUGAAUGGUCUUUUUCUGCAAAUAAAUCUGUAAACUAUAUAGUUCAUGCAAUUAAAAAG